AUGAAUCCUAUGAAGACUGCCGCUCCCCUCCUAUGGCUCUCCUUUUGCUUUGGGAGUAUCCUCGAGGCAGUGGUACUCGGAUCAUUACAGUACCCCUCUGGCGCGGAUGAUAACGGGUUUGCCUCACAUCUGGCUGUGCGCAAUCCUGGAGAAAGGCGCGCGGUCAUCAGUAACGACCAUUCAUGGAACAGUACCUCGGUCCAUAUUCCGUCGUACAUGAUAUCUCUUUACAGGACUCUCUCUGAGCUAGAGAGACGCGGAAUCAACAACAGUCGCUCGCGUUCAACACGACAUGCCAACACAGUGACCAGUUUCGUGGAUCAGGGGAAAGACCACCACUCCUCUGAAUCUUAUCAGCAGUACUUUUUCGACCUCUCCAGUCUCUCCAGGACAGAUGAGUUGGUGGAAGCAGAGCUGCGGAUCUUUCGGAAGCUGCCUCCAGAUGUCCCACUGUUACUCUCCCGGGAUGGAAACCUAUAUCGACUCCUGCUCUACUCCUGUUCCUCUCGGGGAAGUCUGGAGAAUUCACUGCUCCUACACUCCCGCAUCAUUGACGUUCUGGACACCAACACGGUGAAAUGGGAGGUGUUUGAUGUGAGAGCCAGUGUGAGGGCACACCAAAAGAUUCACAGGACAGCAAAAAGUCUUCUGUGUUUUCAGUUAGCCGUCAUCUCCGAAUCAAAUCUCAAACCAGUGCCUCCUUCUAUGUUGGGGCUGAGCUGGCAGUCACGCCAGCCAAAUGAGGAGGCCCUGUUGGUGGUGUUUUCCCGUGCGCGAAAGAGGGAGAAUCUCUUCAAGGAGAUCCGUGAGAAGAUGAAAGCGAUGGAGAACAAAGGUUUCCCUGACCUGCGAACGUUUGACCACAGUGCAGGGAGUCAUUGGUCUAGACGUCGGCGACGAAGGAGGACUGCCAUCUCCGGACGACAAGCUGGAACUGCGGGUGGUGUUGGAGGCGGAGCUGGAGGUGGCGGCGGCGGCGGCGGCGGUGGGACGACAGCCGGGGGAAAAGGCAAUGGGAGAAAGAGAACUCGUUGCAGCCGGAAACCGCUACACGUGAACUUUAAGGAAUUGGGCUGGGACGACUGGAUUAUCGCGCCUUUGGAUUACGAGGCGUACCACUGUGAGGGCGUGUGUGACUUUCCACUACGUUCCCAUUUAGAGCCCACCAACCACGCCAUAAUCCAGACGCUGAUGAACUCCAUGGACCCAGAGUCCACCCCACCCAGCUGCUGUGUCCCUUCCAAACUCAGCCCCAUCAGUAUCCUCUAUAUCGACUCUGGGAAUAAUGUGGUGUAUAAGCAGUAUGAGGACAUGGUUGUGGAGGGAUGUGGAUGUAGGUAG
This is a messenger RNA of Chanos chanos (milkfish), 1341 nucleotides long. RefSeq names its product growth differentiation factor 7 (gene gdf7). The record is from RefSeq and is a predicted model, not a curated record. The transcript is spliced from 2 exons. Gene Ontology annotation, molecular function: cytokine activity; growth factor activity. Lineage: Eukaryota; Metazoa; Chordata; Actinopteri; Gonorynchiformes; Chanidae. Gene Ontology annotation, cellular component: extracellular region. Gene Ontology annotation, biological process: BMP signaling pathway. Bases 1 to 1341 code for a protein of 446 amino acids.